AUGGCCUACGCCGCACAACUUGGAGCCCUCACUGAGGAGCUCAUCGAAGCUGCCACGGGCAUUCCCAGCAAGACACGAACCAGGCGAUACAAAAUCCUUUACGAUGCCACGCUGCAGAAAAUCAAGUCGCAGGCAUACCUCCGCAUCAACCAAUUCGACGUCUGGCACACCCUCGACGGGCUGGAAGAGCGCUUCCGCGUUAACAACCGAGAUGACCUGGCCGACGAGUUCCGCGAUAGCCUGGAUAGGCUGGAAGAACAUGCCACCAGGUGGCACCCAGAGAUAUUGGCUCUGCUUCUAGGAUUAUCCGAUCAACCGACCUUCAAAACAAAGCUUAGUGAUCUAGACGCCGUACGACUGCGUGAGGAGGAGCAGGCAGAAACCUUUAGCUGGGAGGAUGUUGCUCGGGAGGAUGGCUGGGCUGAGGAUGAGAAUCUGUGGCAGUCGAUCGAUUACGGGCGCGAUUCAGAAGACGAAGUUGUCCAAGAAGAGCCGGACGACGAAACCCUCAUCGAGGUGCCGCUAUAUCACCCUUACGACACAGAUCUUAGCCUGCACAAAAAGGGGAGAACCGCCACUGACUGCAUCAUCCAACCAGAGGACACAGAGUUACUAAAGGCUCUUCAGUCGGCACAGAAAUGGCGGACCGAGGUGCCUCAGAAGGACGACAUUGGGACCGUUCAGAAGAUUUCCAUUUCAGAGACGCACAUUGUCAGGGAAAUCCUCUCCAUGCUGCAAGGGUUGAAAACCACCCUUUUCAACGAAAAUACUGGCUUGCCGGAACCAAACUUCCACAUGCAACACGUCGCUUGGGAGACGUACAAGUCUGUGAUACACACCAUUGCAGAGUCCGGCUGGCGCAUCCUACUACUUCGGAGGUUCGUUAGCCACCCGCAGGCCAUUCCGCAUCUCCAGGCGUUUCAAGACUGCAUUGCAAAGCGGCUUCGAGAGUUCGAUGCCAAGCUCUCGCAGAUCGAAGCUCGCUUUGCUGCUCCCACGUCCGACGUCAUGUUCACCCUAUUGUCUGUCCACGGCGAAAUCGCGUCUUGGCUACAGCCCCUGCUUGUGCUGUCCAACAUCAUCGCCCAGAUUCAGGAAACGUCUAGGUCGGACACGUUCCGGUAUCUUGAACUCCUGUACGACGAAACCACACUGGCCCAGCUAAAGGAUGACAUGUCCACGUACGAGUUUCUGGCCCGGAUCUUUCUCGAGUGUUUUCAAGUUUACAUUCGCCCGAUUCGGCAUUGGAUGGACGAAGGGCGCAUCUCAUCAGAAAACGAAAUCUUCUUCAUCUUUGAAAGCCCGACCAAAGUGCCCAUGAGCAACAUAUGGCAGUGUCGAUUCAAGCUCCGCCAAACGGCAGAGGGCACGCUGCACGCUCCAAAGUUUCUUAAGCCUGCCGCUCAUCGGAUAUAUAACGCGGGAAAGAACAUUGUCGUGUUGCGGCUCCUGGGUAAAUACGACCCGGGUAACUCUUCCAUCGUCGAGGAGCCGUCCUUGGACUUUGAGCAUGUCUGCCCGGAGGGCCUCGGUCUGGCUACGUUCCCAGACCUCUUUGGCGCGGCUUUCAACCGAUGGAUCCAGAGCAAGUACCGAAAAACUUCUACUACCCUGAAGGAUGCGCUCUUCGAGACAUGCGAGCUCUCUUCGUCACUGGAUGCACUCCAAGCGCUGUAUCUCAUGUCGGACGGGUUUGCCACGGCAUCUUUUACGGACCACCUGUUCGACAAGCUGGAAAACCUGAACCCAGUCUGGUAUGACCGGUUUGCUCUUGCGGGAACUGCCCAAGAUGCCUUUAUGCCGCUCGUUGAUAUAAGCCGCCUAUCUGUGAGCGUCAGCGUUCAGGGCACCCGCAUGACGGUGACAGAUGCCCGAGGCUCGAUGAGAGCCGCUCUGCCGUAUCUCAAGAUCGACUACAGGCUUGCGUGGCCAGUCCAGAUUGUUGUCUCCGAAGAGAGCAUGGGCAACUAUCAAUCCAUCUUCACGCUGCUACUGCAGCUGCGACGAGCUAUUCACAUCCUCCACAAACCCAAGAUCCUCGACAACCACACGACCGAUGACGAAAACUGGGACGAGCGUGCUUUGUUCUACACCGCUCGUAGAAAUCUGCUGUGGUUUUGCACGACUCUUCAAUCAUACCUGGCAACGCUUGUUCUGGAACCCAAUGAGCGGGGAAUGCGACGUGAGCUCAUGGCGGCUGAGGAUGUUGAUUCGAUGAUUUCGGUCCACGCCACGUACCUAGAGCAAAUGAUUGAACAAGCCUGUCUCGGAAGUAAGAUGAAGCUGAUUCGGGGGCGCAUCCUCGACAUCUUGGAUCUCGCCAUUCAGCUGGAACUGGCCAGAGAGGGGAAAGCUGCAAGGGAUGGGUCUGAGCCGUCUCACUUGUUUAGGCAGGAGGAUGAAAGCAGCGAGGGCGUGGUAAGAGAGGAUGGACUCGACGCCGAGGCUUAUAUACAAGUGUUGGAAGAGAUCAAGGCCGACUUUGAUGGGCAUUUGAGCUUCAUUUGCUCGGGGCUGAAGGGUGCUGCGAGGGCCUCGAGCGAUACUCAGUCUGCGAAGUGGGACAUUUUGGCAGAUAUGCUGCAGGCGGGCCAUAGCAGAAACAGGAGAUGA
Messenger RNA from Trichoderma aggressivum f. europaeum, 2613 nucleotides. RefSeq lists its product as uncharacterized. Gene Ontology annotation, biological process: spindle assembly; cytoplasmic microtubule organization; meiotic cell cycle. The coding region runs from base 1 to 2613 and encodes 870 amino acids. Gene Ontology annotation, cellular component: mitotic spindle pole body; centrosome; equatorial microtubule organizing center. The transcript has a single exon. The record is from RefSeq and is a predicted model, not a curated record. Lineage: Eukaryota; Fungi; Ascomycota; Sordariomycetes; Hypocreales; Hypocreaceae. Gene Ontology annotation, molecular function: microtubule minus-end binding; gamma-tubulin binding.